This is a messenger RNA of Pseudozyma flocculosa PF-1, 1977 nucleotides long. RefSeq lists its product as uncharacterized. Gene Ontology annotation, biological process: proteasome-mediated ubiquitin-dependent protein catabolic process. The coding region runs from base 1 to 1977 and encodes 658 amino acids. The record is from RefSeq and is a predicted model, not a curated record. Gene Ontology annotation, cellular component: GID complex; nucleus; cytoplasm. The transcript has 3 exons. Gene Ontology annotation, molecular function: protein binding; ubiquitin protein ligase activity. NCBI's taxonomy places the organism in Eukaryota, Fungi, Basidiomycota, Ustilaginomycetes, Ustilaginales, Ustilaginaceae.
AUGGCCUCGGCCCAGCUGGCCGGCCAGCCUCCGCAGCCGCCCCAGCAGUCUGUCGAGGCGUCCGCAUCGGCCUCGGCAUCAGUCACCCAGCAGCAGCCCGUUUCCUCGAGGCCCAACCUCGACGGCAUCCUCCUCCUCGAACAGCCAUUCGCAAGGCUCCCCUUUGACGAGCUGCGCAGGCAGCAGCGCACGCAGCAGAGGCUCAUCGAGCGCGAAUUCAUCUUUUGCUCGUCCACCCUAAACGACCUCGAGGCAAAGGUGGCAGCGAGCCGGCCACCCCCAGCCUCGUCAUCCCCGCUCCCGCAUCCCUCGCCCUCGCCCUCGUCCUCGUCCUCCGAUCCAGACGCCGUCAGGCAAGAGGCUGAAAGGAGCCUCGAUGCCAUGCUCGGCAGGCUGCGCGGGCUGAAGCGCAAGAUGCUCCCGCUGGCGCAGCAGUCCAAGCAGACGCUCCGCAUGGCCCAGUCGAGGACCGACCACCUCAGCAACCUCCAUUCCAUCGACAGCUCCGCCAGCCCCGAAUUUGCAGAGUGGUCCAAGGUCCGCCUCGACCGCAUGCUCGUCGACUUCAUGCUCCGCCGCGGCUAUCGCUCCUCGGCAGACGAGCUGGCAAAGGCUCGAGGCAUCCAGGACCUCGUCGACACCGACCUCUUUGCCGAGAUUGCCACAAUCGAGCAGUCCCUCGUCCCGCCCGGCUGGCAGCUCAACAACGACCACAACGGCCACGACGAUGGCGACGGCGACGAAGACGACGGCCAGGCGUCCGUUCGAGGUUCUCGAAACGCCGCCGCCGCCGCCGCCGCCGCCGCCGUACCCAGCUGCACGGCAGCGCUGGCUUGGUGUUCGGAGAACAAGACGAUGCUGCGCAAGAUCAAGAGUCCGCUCGAGUUCGACCUGCGCCUCCAGGAGUACAUCGAGCUGGUGCGGGUGCGUACGCCCGAAUCGCUGCGCGAGGCGAUAGCCUACCUGCGACGCCACCUGCUGCCGAUGCACAGCGCUGCCGUCGCGGCGCUGGCCGCCAUGCCCUCGGCAUCGUCGCCGUCCAAGGCGGCGGCGGCCGAGUCCGCGUCUCUCGACAAGGACGCCGAGUACGACCGGUCGGCGCACGAGGCCAUCAAGAAGCAGGUGUCGCGCGCCAUGGGCCUGAUCGCGUGCGGCCCGGACGGCUGGGCCUACGAAGACCUCUAUACGCCGUACCGCUGGCUCUCGCUGCGCGACAGCUUCCGCGUCUGCGCGCUGCAGAUCCACAGCCUGCCGCUGCAGCCGAUUCUGCACAUUGCGCUGAGCGCCGGCCUGUCGAGCCUUAAGGUACCAGCCUGCUACAGCCACGAGGCGCGAUCGCUCGUUGCCGGCUCGACGGGAGCGCCCGCCCACCUCGGCGGGCGUACGGCUGCCGACGCCGCCUCGGCCGCACUGAUCGAGGGUGGCCACGCGACGCAAUCCGACGCCGUCUCGGUGCCGUCGCGCUUCCCACCGGCCAUGGGAGGAGGCAGCAGCUCUGCCGGUGGAGGCGUAGACGGCAGCAGCAGCGGGAGCGGGAGCGGUAGCGCGCUCGAUCGUGGCGAAGGAGGCGCGCGGGCCCCUGGCGGCUCGUCGCCGCUCUCGUACCUCGGCAGCAUGAUGUCGUCGGGCAUCGCGCCGCACACGCACGCGCAGGCGCUGGCUCGCGGCCGUGCGACGGGCAGGCCGACGACCGACGACCGCAACAUCGACUGCCCCGUCUGCGACACCGACGGCCUGGGCACGCUGGCGAGGGAGGUGCCGUGGAGCCACCACGCCAACUCGACGCUCGUCUGCAGCCUGAGCGGCAAGGUCAUGGACGAGAACAACCCGCCCAUGGCAAUGCCCAACGGCAGGGUGUACGCGCUUUCGGCGCUCGAAGAGAUGGUCGACAAGAGCCGCGACGGCAGUACGAUCGUCUGCCCGCGCACAAGCGAGACUUACUCCUUUGCCAGCCUGCGCAAAGUCUUUAUCUCGUAG